This is a messenger RNA of Penicillium longicatenatum, 1185 nucleotides long. RefSeq lists its product as uncharacterized. Lineage: Eukaryota; Fungi; Ascomycota; Eurotiomycetes; Eurotiales; Aspergillaceae. The transcript has a single exon. The record is from RefSeq and is a predicted model, not a curated record. The coding region runs from base 1 to 1185 and encodes 394 amino acids.
AUGUGCAGAUAUGGAUACCACUAUUAUCCCAAAUGUGGGCACAUCGCCAACUACACAGUCGUGAGCUGCUUGGAGUUUACUAACCACCUUCGAUUCCAGACUGCCAACGUUGAUUAUUCGCCCUGUGAGCCUCGUCAUUCAUCUUGCAAUGAUAUCAAAGCCUCUCAUGAUCUCCUUCCACCCGACCACCCUGACCUCUGUCUACAAUGCGCCUAUGACUGGAAUCUCCCACAGGAUCACGAUGCUCAAUCCCCCAAAGAGAAUCGAGCCCUGGAGGGAUUGAACGCGGCAGAUCCUAUCAUUGAUUUCAAGGCCCGGAUGGUUGUUCCCAAGAGAAGUCGAGUCACGAACACAAUUCACGAAACACGAACUGACAUUUAUCAAAGCCACCCCUCCGGCUACGAUACAGAAUACACUUGCUCUGCCAGUUUCUCAUCGGUAGGAUCUCCUAUGAGCUUGGAUUCCCCACGUUGUGUCCCUUUUGACUCAUCCCGUACUCUUGAGUUUGAUACAUCUCGUGAUCUUGACUAUGAUUCGGAUGAAGCGACUGAUCCCUGUUCACAGCUUGAUUUAGGCCAUGAAAGCCACGGACUAUACCCUUCCACAGGGACCUGCUUUGAUGUGUGUGCUACUGAUGAUUUAUCUUCCGCCUUCUAUGAUUUUGACCAUCUGUCAUAUGUCUCCUCGGUUGAUUCCUCUGACAUCGAUAUGAACGACGAUCUUGAGCCCAUGCCCGAAAUUGUGACUGAAUGUUUGGCACAGUUGGACCUAGGCUGCAUGGAAAAAGACACGACCCAUAACGGAAUUGAUCUUCUCGCAGCACUCCCUUCCCCAAAACACAUCAUCAUCGAAUUGAUCCAGGCCUUUCGAACAGGGAUCAUAUCAAAUCAUAUCACCCCGGAAAUAUUACCCCUUGAUGACGGAUCCAAUGAUAAUCAAACCCUCCGCAAACCCACUCCCACCCUGAAUCACUACGACUCAAAGACUAGUCUGUGGCACGCAAACAUGUCAAGUGUGUCUUCACCUGAUUUUCGGAACCAUGCUGACAAGUGGUUCUCAGACCUUGAGCUUGCCUCAUUCGGGAUUAAAACUAGUCUAGACUCUACAGUCGAAUAUGGGGCAACUGCAGAAUUCCUUGAUUUAUCGGACGACGAGGAAGGAGGUUGCUUAUUAGCAGGGUGGUAA